AUGACAACUACAUUUUCUUCUGGUGAAGGGAACGAAGGAAGCAUCUACACCACAGAUUUGAAUGCGUACUGUACAUCUGAGCACACGGGUACAUCCGCGUCUGCACCUUUUGGAGCCGCGAUAAUUGCUCUCGCUCUUGAAGCUAAUCCGCAAUUGAAUUGGCGAGAUAUGCAGCAUCUCAUUGUUCGUUCUUCAUCUUCUUCUGGCUUUGUCGCUCGCCAGAAAACAACAGAGUUUGAAACCAAUGGAGCUGGUUUCGCGGUCAGUCACGUCUUUGGUUUUGGCCUCUUGGAUGCAUAUGCUCUAGUCUCAAUUGCAAAAACCUGGAGAACUGUUCCGCAGCAGAGGAUUUGUUCUAUUCAGUCGAUUCCAAUCCAAAGAACGGCCUACAAUCAACCAAAUAACAAGUGCAGAUCAAAUAACUUCCAUUUCAAUAACUGCCAUUCCCAAUGCAACGGCGGCUGCUGUGGGCCAAAAGAAACAGACUGUGUGUACUGCAGCAAUUUUAUCGAAAGCGACGGUGUUACUUGCGUGGCCCAGUGUCCUCCUGGCUACGAAGUCCUUGCAACUGCUAGAGCAGCUAAGCAAUGUCAAAAGGCCGACCGCAUUAUCCGGCCUCGCAAAGAAACUCGCCAUUAUAUCAAUGUCAGAAGAAACUCGUGCAAAGCGAGCGAUAGCGUCCGAUUUUUAGAGCACACAAUUUUGGAACUAACAAUUGAGCAUUCGCGGCGAGGAGACCUGGAAAUCAAACUGCGAUCGCCUAAAGGAACUCUUUCGACCUUGUUGGAAAGACGCUCAUUUGACAGAAGCGCAAAGGGAUUUCAAAAGUGGAAAUUUAUGAGUGUUCAUUUCUGGGGCGAAGAUCCUGAAGGCAUUUGGGUACUGACGAUUCUCGAUGUCCCAAGUCAGCGAAAUCAGCAAAUAGGUUUUCUUGAAGAAUUUACUCUUCAUUUACAUGGAACAUCAACUCAUCCUCAGCCAGGCUGGACAAUGCCACCUCUUCUACCCAAAACGCGGCAAAUUCAAGGUGUCCAGCGUGAGGACUUCCAUUCGGCAAUAGACUCCUCUCCACUCAACCAUAACUGCGCAAGUUUCCAAAAUCAUAACUGCCACGAGUUCUGCACAGGAGGAUGCUGUGGACCACAUCCUUUGCAAUGCCGAUUUUGCAAACACGCGAUGAGCAAAGAUGGCAGCACAUGUUUACAACAGUGUCCGUACCGACAGUUUCUGAAUUCAAAACGCCAAUGCCAGGAUUGUCAACACCCUUGUGAUCACUGUGCGAACCAGCCGGACGUGUGUACAAGAUGCGUAGCUGGGUACACUUCCGAUGGCCGCGGCGGCUGUGAUAAAGAGUGCGAGCUUGGAGAAUACACGCACCCGGAAACUCACGAGUGUCGCAAGUGUCACCCUAGCUGCUCCCGAUGCUCUGGACCUUACGCGAAUGAGUGUCGCGCCUGCACCAGCGAGUUUACUUUUCUCGAAGCCGGUGUAUGCCGCACACGCUGUCAAGAUGGCUUUUACCCCGACCUAUCAACACAUGUCUGUAACAAAUGUCAUGACGACUGCAAAACAUGCACUGGAGGCUCUGCAAGGGAUUGUACCUCCUGUCAUUACAAUAGCCUUGUUCAAAAUGGGCAAUGUCUGCAAACAGAGUGCGAAGACAUGAUGAAAGUUAAUUUAUGCUACAAUGUACUCGAGUUUUGCGAAGUCGCCGUAGUCGCAGAUUACUGCUGUUCGACGUGCAGAACGAAUAGACUCGCCAACCGAAACAGAAGGGCGCUGGAAAACUCUCCAUAG
Molecule: messenger RNA, 1797 nt
Organism: Oikopleura dioica
Lineage: Eukaryota; Metazoa; Chordata; Appendicularia; Copelata; Oikopleuridae
Source: the annotation of a GenBank genome assembly